GUGUAUAUAUAAGCAAAAUAUCUACCCGAACGGCUUACAAAUUUGAGAAAUUCGUUAAAAUGACUACGAUGAUAACGACAACAAAACUUGGUUUAUAUUUUGUGUGUUACGCGAUGUGUUAUCGUUUUGUCAAUGGACAGCAAGAUUUUAAUGCAGAUCAGAGUUCGGAAACCGACGGUGGUUUAGGAAACUUUGGGACAAAUACAGGAGUAGAUAAUUCUCGAUUUCUUCAGUUUGAAGACUUCCUUAGCAAUUUGAGAACUUCUACAUCAGCACCAAGUUCGAGAACAACAACUGGUGCACAAACUUCAGACGAUUCCUUUAACGAUUUUCAACUUGGAAACUUCAAUUCUCAGUUCAGGAAUUUUGGUGGUCGACCAGAUAGUUCUAGAAGUUUUGGACAAACGUCGAGUUUUGAUUCUGGAGAACAAUUUAGAUCAGAUUCCGAUUCUGGCAUCACUAGAAACAGCGGUCAAAGAACCGAUGAAAAUACAAGAACUCGAUCGCCAACUUUUGCAGACCGGAAUGACGAUGCAAACAAUUUUGAUAACUUUGGUAGCCAAUUUUCAAACUUUAACGGGUUUUCAUCAGGAUCGCGACAAAGAGGCUCCAAUUCCGCAGUCAGAUCAACAGCUUCACCGAGAUCAGAUGAUGACUCUGGAGCAUCUAGUUUCAGUUUCUUUUCAAGAAGCUUCAAUAAUUAAUAAUCAUCAUUG
This is a messenger RNA of Agrilus planipennis (emerald ash borer), 716 nucleotides long. RefSeq names its product dentin sialophosphoprotein-like. NCBI's taxonomy places the organism in Eukaryota, Metazoa, Arthropoda, Insecta, Coleoptera, Buprestidae. Bases 60 to 704 code for a protein of 214 amino acids. The record is from RefSeq and is a predicted model, not a curated record. The transcript is spliced from 2 exons.